UUAAUUAAUAAAUUGAUUAUAUAAUAUAUAGUUAAUAACAUAAUAAAAUAAGAUAAUAGUAAGAAAAAUAUGGAUAUUAUCAAUAUAGAGUCAUGCUAAAAGCAUAAGAAAAAGCCAUACACUUAUAUUCAAGUUAAUAGGAUUUAAAAAAAUAAAUCUAUUUACUAUUGUGAUGAUUGCGCUUUUUAAGAUAAAGAUUUUAAGCUGCAAAAUUUUGUAAAAAUAGAUUAAAUUUUGGACUAUUAAAAAUACCAUGUUAUUAAUAGUUGGCCUCCUAUGGAAGAUGACAAGGUUUAAAGGAAAUUAUCUAAAAUUAUAAGCGAGAGCGAAGAUAAAAAUGAGAAAAUUUGUAAAUAAAUAGAAUAAUACUUUGAUUCUUUCAUAUAAAGCAUAAAUUAAAAUAUUAUUCAAUGUAAAAAAAACUUACUAACUUCUAUUCAAAAUAGUUAAAUAAGCUAAUUUAAAAUUAUCGAGACUUAUAAAGAAAUAAGCUAAGUUGAUAAGCUAAAAGAAAUAAUAAAUUAAGAUGUUUCAAUUGAAAAAAAGUAAGAAAAUUUAAUCUAAAUAAUAGAAUAAUUUCAAAACUAAAAAGAAUUUAAUUAAUAAAUAAUCUGUGACUUAGUCUAAUAAUACAAAAAUUUAGAUUAAAAUGUCAAAUUUAACAAUAUUGAUUAUGCUUUUAACUAAAUAAAUUGGAUUAUAAAUUAAAUCCCUGAUUUUUUUAAUUCAUCCUUAAGUGAAUUUAAGCUUAAAUUUUUAGAAUAAGCAUCUCUUGAUGACUAUUAAUCUGAUAAUGAAAAGUAAUUUGCAUAAGAUUUAAAAUUAAUAAAUUAAAAAUAUCAGCAAGUUGAAAAUGCAUAAAUAAAUUUAGAGAAACAAUAAUAAAAUGCAGUUUCUAAAGCAAAAUAAAUUGUAGAGUAAAGUAACCAUAUAAUAAAAAACUCUAUAAAAUAAUUAUAAGAUAUGCUUGUUAAUAAUAAUUCAAUUGAAAUGCCAGAAGAUUUGAUAAACAAGUAAGAUUUCUAAUUCAUUAAAAAGAGUGAAAUUUUAUCUAAAUUCGAGUUGACUUUAUCUUAGUAUGACCCAUAAGAAUAUUAACCAAUUUUAUCUAAAAAUUAAAAUUCUGGUUAAAUUACAAUAAAUAAUAAUUCGGAUGAUAGCUAAAUAGAUUACUAUUCAACCAAAAUACUAAACCCAAAUGCCUUAUACUUAAUUAAAAUAAAAUUAAAAUCAAACCUAAAUAAAUAUGGACUUUUUGAAGUUGGAUUAAUAAGAGAUUCUGAAAAAGAUAAAAAAUAUUGUUAUGAAGAGAAAAUGUGCUUUUCUUAUGUCUACAAAUAAAUAGAAAACUAAUUCUAACUUGCUUAGGAUAUGGAUUCAAUUUAAAAAAAUUAGCAUGGAGAUUUUAUUAUAAAAUAGCAAGAACUGUCUUUACUAAUUAAAAUACAAAUAAACGAAGGUACUUUGUAAAUAGAGACUUUACCUAACAAAAGCAACCUUUUGAAAAUAGCUGGAAGUAAUUAAUAAAUUAUUAAAACAAACAAAGAUUUUAGACUAUUUUUUGGACUUUGUGGGCAAAUAGAGCUUAACAUUUAAUCGAUAUAAAAAUUCAAAUAAUUUUGA
Tetrahymena thermophila SB210 is the source of this 1623-nucleotide messenger RNA. RefSeq lists its product as hypothetical. Lineage: Eukaryota; Ciliophora; Oligohymenophorea; Hymenostomatida; Tetrahymenidae. The record is from RefSeq and is a predicted model, not a curated record. The transcript has a single exon.